Melitaea cinxia (Glanville fritillary) is the source of this 2985-nucleotide messenger RNA. RefSeq names its product GTPase-activating Rap/Ran-GAP domain-like protein 3. Gene Ontology annotation, molecular function: GTPase activator activity. The record is from RefSeq and is a predicted model, not a curated record. NCBI's taxonomy places the organism in Eukaryota, Metazoa, Arthropoda, Insecta, Lepidoptera, Nymphalidae. Gene Ontology annotation, biological process: regulation of small GTPase mediated signal transduction; activation of GTPase activity. The transcript has 24 exons. Bases 1 to 2985 code for a protein of 994 amino acids. Gene Ontology annotation, cellular component: cytoplasm.
AUGGUGUGCGAUGGUGGCGCCAUGCUUUGCCUGGAGUCGCUGAUGACGCGAUGGCGUGAAAGAGGGGAGCGCGAAGGGCAGCGCGCGCGCUCCCACAGCCUCUGCUCCUCUGCAGCAGAUGGAAGUCUCUUACAACUGCUGCACAGAAGAGCCAGUAGUGCUAUCUCGUCAGCCAGUGAGCUUAUAUCAAGGCGUGGCGUAUUCUCCCGCAGACAGUACGGCUCCGUUGAACAGUUGUCAGCGUCAGGAGACGGAGGCGGCACAGCGGAUACAAUUAUUCGACGAUACCGCCUUGAAAAUGGCAACUCACUCGGCGAAAAAGACGAACUGUUCGGGCCUCCCAGCGCACCGGUACUUGAAAAUCCGGAAUUUCAAACUCGGUGGUACUUCAAAUACUUCCUUGGAAAAAUGCAUCAGAACUACAUCGGUGUGGAUGGCGCGAGGGAACCAUACCUCCUUAGCGUGGUGCAGGAGGGCGCGGGUCUUUUACGAGCAAUUCUCUUCAAUAAAAUGGGAGCUCAUAAGAUAUAUCUCCCGGCGAGCGCAUGGAGCGGCGGCGGAGGCCAAGCUCCUACGAGGCCCACCCUCAAACAGAUAUUAGCUCAGUUCACAGCCAUCGAGCGAAUUGACAAAAUGCCUAGGGAGAUUGCGUGUCCGGAAUUACAAAAAGAUGUUUUGCUGCUCGAAGAACAAGAGGGCUCCGUGAAUUUCAAAAUAGGUGUUAUGAUAAUGAAACCAGGCCAAAGAACCGACGAUGAAAUGCUUUCAAAUGAGAAGGGCAACGAGAAAUGGGACCGAUUUAUUUCACUUUUGGGGGACAAGAUUCGAUUAAGAGGUUGGAACCGCUUUCGAGGUGGCCUUGAUGUUAAAGGUGACAUGACCGGUAGCCAUUCCAUUUACACGAUGCACCAAGGACACGAAAUAAUGUUCCAUGUCUCCACAAUGUUGCCCUUCUCGAAAGACAACAAACAACAGCUGGAGAGGAAGCGUCACAUCGGCAACGACAUCGUCAACAUAGUGUUCACGGAAGACGCCGCUCAUAAUACAUUCAAUCCCCAGUGUGUUAAAAGUCAUUUCACUCAUAUAUUUGCCGUGGUAUCUGAAGUGGAAGGUGAAGGAUACAGGCUAAGCGUGUAUACGGACGACACUGUACCGCCAUUUGGUCCAUCAUUGCCCUGCCCACCGAUCUUCAGUGAUCCACAAUUAUUUAGGGAAUUUUUGCUUGUUAAACUUAUGAACGGCGAAAAAGCUGCUUUCCAAACUCCAACAUUUGCACUAAAGAGGCAGCGAACUCUGGAUACACUGAUAAGAGAUAUAUACGCUGAACAUUGUUCCGAUCACAAAGUGCCAAUGCUCUCACGUCGCGCUUUAUCAGACGUAUGGUCAGGCGGGGCGGGUGCGGGCGGAGCGGGGGCGGCACGCACUGAGCGGUUCCUACACGUGGGUCAGGCGCUGAAGCUUGAUGCGGUUCUACGUGGAGAUGCACCGACGAGUUUGGUUUCCACUGGUUCUGGAGGAUCUCGGCGCGCUCCGUGGGAGGGAAAGUUAUGGCGUGCAGCACCUCUACCUGCUACGCCUGUGUGUGCGGAACAACUGGCAGAAGGACGUUUAUUGUUAUCUACUACUUCAAAUACAUAUAUUUUAGAAGAGAGCGGUACAACAAAGGUCGUCUUACGUUGGGAGGGCUGCGUGCGGUCGGCGCGCGUGACGGAGCGCGCGGGGCUGUUCCGCGUGGGCGCGCGCGUGUCCGCGGGCGGCGGUUCCACGACGGGCGGCGCGGGCGGCGCGGGCGUGUACGCGCUGCCGCUGGCCGCGCUCGCCGCCGGCGCCUGGGCCAUGCGCCCGCUGCCGGACUGCAAGCACGCUCGCCUGCCGCGCACCAAGACCGCGCACUUCUUUGACAUACUCGAACAAAGAGAAAGCGGGAAAACCUUACUAGCAGUAGCAAUUGGAAGAAGAGUUCUUUUACUAUCUGAAGAACCAAACGCAGAUAAUGAAAUGGGCUUCGAGUAUAUGCAUAUCAAGGACAUCCAACUAAGUGAGUCCCCUAUAUUAAUAAAACUUAUGGAUGGCGAUUUUGGGGUAAUGGUCGUAGGCUACAAGCACCACUGGGAACUAUUAGAAUUGAGCGCUGGACAGACCAUCAAGAGAGCCGAUGGAUCUGAUGAUAAUAUUCCUCGUCGAGGUGCACUAGUCAAUGCAUUACGUAUCGGUGAUGAUAGGGACGGACAAAUCAUACUGUGCUAUAACCAUACUUGUCACUUUGAAAGACUUACAAACAAAGGCCUAGAAAGCGAUAGUGAAUAUGAUUUUCAUUGGACAACUGUUCCCACGGCUGUCGUGUGUGCGUUUCCUUACAUCAUGGCGUUUGCAGAAGACUUGUUAGAAAUAAGAUUAGUAGCCAACGGAUCGUUAGUUCACGCCGCUUGUAUACCAGGACUGAAAAUUCUAUGUGGACGAAGAGACAUAUUCUACGUAGCGUGCGCACCUGAAUACAUUCCUCUAUCGCGCGAGGUGGACCCGUGCCUUGCGCUGCACGACAACUACGAGCUCGUACGCCAAAUGAGCAAGGCCGGGCCUUACUCUAUUGAUGACGACGAUGCUGAUAACAAAUCUGACCCGGCUCACAACAGCCGAACUUCUGAAAACAACUCGGCGUCUAGUCGCAGCAGCUCGAUAUCGUCUGAACAGGAGAAUAUUCGCCCUCCGCUGCAGAGAAUGACACCCAUCUCACCACCCACUUCACCUCAAGUGCUACCAGAGAACAGCGGUCGCUGCGUACGCAUCUACAAAAUCCCGCAAAGCAACCUCAGCGCCGCUACUUACCAGCGACAAUCUGUCUCCGCGGACCAUGUCGUCACUUCGUAUUUUUCUGAUAGACCAAACAGUAUUAAACAGAGACUAGCAGAAUUAAGAUUAGAUAGUAAAUCCCGAGGAGGCGACGAAGAGUCUUUUGAAAAUUCCAAUUAUACACCGAUACCAUAA